Paramecium sonneborni is the source of this 832-nucleotide messenger RNA. The record is from the annotation of a GenBank genome assembly. Lineage: Eukaryota; Ciliophora; Oligohymenophorea; Peniculida; Parameciidae.
AAAUAUUAAAUGGAUUAUAUCAAAAACCAAGCAAGUAAAUUGGCAUAAGGACUUGUACCAACUUUUAUACCUCCUCCUAAAUAAUCUGUAUUCCUAUCAAAAGGUAUGUUAACACCAGAAGAAUUUAUUAAUGUAUAUUAUUUUUAAAUUUAUUAUAGGCUGGAGAUCGAUUGAUAAGUAAUGGAGGUAAUUGGAAAUGGUGUAAAGCCAUUAGUGAUUAAUAUAAGAACAAAUAUUUGCCAGAUGACAAAUAAUUUUUAAUACAAGAAAACAUUAUCUCUUAUAAAAGAAUUAAAGAUUUAAAUAGUGGAGGAACUUUCACUGAACAAUAAGAAGGAGAUGAAGUUAUAAUUAUGAAGUCAGAGGAAUAACCAGCCUAAUAAAUUGUACAAGGUCAAGAAAGAUAUUAUACAUUGUAUAUUACUUAUGAUCUUUAUUACUUCACUCCUAGAUUAUAUCUAAGUGGUAAAAUUGAUGAAAAACCAUUAACUUACUCAGAUGUCAAAGAAGUAUUAUCAAAUUAUUAAAUAUUUAGGAUGUCUCUGGAGAAUAUGCUGAUAAAACUGUGACUGAAGAAUUAUUUAAAGAGUUGAAUAUAAAUUUACCAACUAUUCACCCUUGCAAACAUGCCGAUACUCUUAAAUUCUUUGUUGAUUAAAUGAGAGAUAAUGGAAUUACAGAAGAUAAAAUACAUCCUGAUAAUUCUUUAACAAUAUUUUUGAAGUUUAUGAAUUCAGUCAUUCCAACAAUACAAUUUGAUUUUGUUAACACCAUUGAGCUUUGAUUGCAUAUUAAUAAAUCCAUAAUAUAUAUAAUAUCAUUGCAUACGGAC